GCAGUAUUAAAACAACAUGGUAUUGCGUGUACAGCGAGGACUGGCACACACUUGCUAGCCCAAAACCAAGCUCCUCUUCUCUCUCUCCCUCUCAUAAAGAAAGACUAACUUGAGAUCAAACUUCUACUUGGGAACACAGCAGAGAGCAUGGCCUAUCUCUAGAAAUCUCUCCCUCAAACACACAUUGUCUCUCCAAAAGCCCUAUUUAAAUACUCUUUGCCCGCCUAUUUCUCCCAUGCAACUCUUCUCUCCACUACCUCUGAUAUCUACUUCAUCUUCAAACCACCCAUCAUCACUUCUUCCAUAAUAACCUGUCUCUUCUUCACUUUCUUUCUCCACCUUUUCCCUCCUUUUAUACUUCUUCUGAGCCAUCACCUUCUUGAUACCUCACCAGCUUCAGUGUCCUGCCGGGUUUCUUUCUCUUUUCUAAUUAAGCUAUAUAACAGCUUAUACAGUUUUUGACAUAUAAAUUAAGAUGUCUAGCCGAAGAUCGAGAUCAAGACCAUCAUCAGGGAGUUCAAGAAUCACAGAUGAUCAGAUCCUGGAUCUUGUUAGUAAGUUGCAACAGCUUCUUCCUGAGAUUGGCAAUAGGCGUUCGGACAAGGUUUCAGCUGCCAAGGUUUUGCAGGACACAUGCAACUGUAUCAGAAGCUUGCACAGAGAGGUUGAUGAUCUUAGCGAGCGGCUUUCUGAGCUAUUGGCAACUACAGACACUGCCCAGGCUGCCAUAAUUAGGAACUUACUUACCCAAUAGAGCUAAGAAAAUUGCUCGUUUCGCUUUCAUCCUCUUUAAUUAAUUCCUAAUUUGUACUUUUCUAUAUCUUUCUUUCUAGUUUUUUAUCAUCACUAGCUAAAGUACCUACUGAUCAUGAAUAUGUAGUGCUUGUUUAAUAAUUAGAAAAAUCCUUUUCGCAAGCUUUAUCAGGCUGAGGAAUAUACUAAAGAGGGCCUUCCAUUUUGCUGACA
This is a messenger RNA of Hevea brasiliensis (rubber tree), 966 nucleotides long. RefSeq names its product transcription factor PRE3. NCBI's taxonomy places the organism in Eukaryota, Viridiplantae, Streptophyta, Magnoliopsida, Malpighiales, Euphorbiaceae. Bases 476 to 754 code for a protein of 92 amino acids. Gene Ontology annotation, biological process: regulation of DNA-templated transcription; regulation of growth. Gene Ontology annotation, molecular function: protein dimerization activity. The transcript has 2 exons. The record is from RefSeq and is a predicted model, not a curated record.